GAAGAAAGUUCAUGCAAUUUACGUCAAGCAUCCUACUUAUUGGAAUGAUUCACUCCUUAAAUUUAACUUAACUUAACCGGCGAAAAUGUAUGAGAAGAAUUAUAAAUAUGGAAGAGGCUAAAGAGGUGUGUCAAGAUAAUAGUCUCUGCCUACCCUUAUGGAAUGAGGGUGUGAGACUUGAUUUAUAAAUGAGAAUUGAAACAUUUCAAACAGAGCUAGUUUAGUGCAAAAUAUCUUUAAUCACAAAAUAUGGAAGCGACCAAAAUAUUCACAAAAAUAAAAGAAAUUGGGCAUGUUCAUAGCAAACGCGAUGAAUUAAAUGAGUACUGUCUACAAAAUGUGCAGCAGAUAUUAGCAAAUCUGUCUCGUCGCGUAUUAAGCAGUGAUGGUGCUGAUAUACUGGAAUGUGUUUUAAAUGGAUUAUCUGAAAGUGAAUUAUCAAGUAGACAUAAAACUAAGAUUGUAGAUAUAGUAUUACAAGUGAUGAGAAAGGAAACAACAUCCAUAACUCAUUGCGGUGAUGUUAUAAGUAGACUGUGUUUGGAGCUCCCGAGAUUGCCAGUCAAUGAUUUGGUGAAGUGGUGUAAUGACAGUGUGCAGUCCAUCAUUGAAGAUAGUGAUGUCAAUAUGGUCUGGAGAGAUGUUUUACCCGAGUGUAUGUCUGUUGUAACAAUGCAGGAUAAGGUGAAGCACUGCAACACAGAGAUGGACAGUGUAGAGUACAAGCAACAGUGUGUGCACACAUUGUGUCAUUGUGAAUGGAAAGAGAGGCAGUUUGUCCAGCUCGCAGCUAUGUUCAAGGAUAUGCAUCUGUCACGAGAUGAUCACAAACUAGUUGUAAACAAGAUCUGUUCAUACAUUAUUGAUGUUCCCCCAGACAGUCUGCCACCAUUAGUGCAUCAGUUACUGAAGCUAUGCAAAUUAUAUGAUCUGGAAAUUGUGUUGGGUCACUUGAGCCAAUACUUUAGUAUGAGAUUGUACAGCAAGCUGGAGCCACCAGCACAAGACUCAGAGUCAACAACAAUGGAUAUAGAUGACAUAGUGCCCCACAGUCCGGCAGAGUUAAGCCGCUGCUUAUCCACAUGCAUAUACCAUAUAAGCCAAGGCGUCGCGGAGCCGGAGUUGGUCCGCAAACAUAUUAAGAUGUGGCCGAAAACGCAGCUACUGCGUACGCCUUUCGUUAUGGACGUGGCCCUCGCUUUGUCAGAUAAGGGGGCUGAUUUUAGAUCCGCUUGCUUGGAUGUAAUAAAAGCAGCCAUAGAGCAGCGAGAACUUGACGAGUUGAGAAGUAAGGAGUCAGCGUGGGUGCGCUCGGUGUUGCCGCCUGAUGUCGACGUCACCAGUGUAUUAAAGGUUCUUACUACUGAAAGUGCCAAUCAUCGUCAAUUAACAGUAAUCGGUCUCAUUAACCUGGCGUUUUCACUUCUGUCCGUGGCUCGAACGAAACCGGUGGCGCCCUCGUGCUGGUCUCACGGGAAACUCAUACUGGUCAGAUUGAGCAAGUCACAGCCUGAGACUGCGGCUCAUAUUCUGAGUCAGUUGGCGGACAAGCUGGCCGGGUACUGUUCGCAGCGACAGUAUGCAGAUUGCCUCUACGUGUUAUGCAAACUGACCCCAGUCUCGCUGGAGCGGUGUACCCAACUGAGCACGAUACUAGAGAACUGUCAGCCCUCGCCUGCAGACUACAAGGCCGCGGCGGCAGUACUAGACGCGGUGCAUCCACUCCUCAACUUCAGCACCAGGACACGAGACACCCUGGUCAUGGUGUGCCGUAAAGGAUUGCAUUCUAGGGACUCGGUGCACCGCUGCCUGGCGCUGAGCGGGUUCCUGUCGGUGCUGCGGCACGUGCGGCUGUCGCGCGGCUGCAGCCAGCCCGCCAGCGAGCUGUACAGCGCGCACUCCUACCUCACGCAGCUCACCGUCGACCUGCACGCCACGCAGCAGGGCACCGUUGUAACGUCACGUGUCCGCAACGAAGCGAUGUGCAUGGAAGUGUUAUCCAUACUGCGACGGUGUCUUGUGCAAGAUGCACUUGUUAAGGAGUUGUUGUAUACAAAUAUAUACGAGUGCACGAAAGAAAAGCCAGCACUUCACGAGCCGAUGUUGGAGCUUCUAUACGAACAUCUCAAUAAAUACGUGCCUGAAGACAGGACGGGACCUACCACCGGACCGCUGGACUUUGACAAAUGUGUGCAGAUUAAUGCUGUCACGGCUGUGUUAGUUGAACCAAUAUCAAGACUCCUGUACGCAACGGCACAGUUUUUGCAACCCAUGGAAGAAGAGGACCUUGAAGAUAUCCUCACUAGUGAGUCUUUAGAGCCGACAGGAGCGCAUCUAAAGAACAAACUCAAAACAAUAUUAGAACAGAUAUGCAGUAGCGAUCAGUUCGGAGAGAUUGAUUUGGAAAACCAAUCACUCACAGAUCUGACGCCAGAAUCUAAAGCGAAGAGUCUCAUAGUUCAGCAGACAUUACAAUGCUAUGAAACGUUAAUAGCGUACAAAAUUAUGCAGUGGAAUGCAAGCAGUGAUAAUGUGGCUAACUCAGUACAUAAACUUUAUAAAGGAUAUGAUCAACUCUUACAAAAAACAAAGGUUGUUCCGAAAUCUGUGAAGAAGCGCCGAAAAUCGCUCAACGAGACAGCAGAGACGUCGAAAUCGCAGAAGAGUCAGAAAACACAAAAACCGAACGGCAAAAGCCCGACCAAGCUUACCAAUUUGGUGAAAGAUAGGGCCGGACCGUUCAAACCGCUACCUUGCGUUUGGGACCUUAAGUUUUGCGUUCGGAUUAUAGAGCUAUUGUAUAGUGAAGAUGUAUCAUGGUCGUCGAUGGAACAACGUAACUCAAUACGUGGUCGCAAGGAAUUCCAGCAUUGGACGUUGCGAUGCGUGUUGUCGGUGUUGUCCAACGAACAUAUUGAGAAGCGGCUGGUCGCGUCGUACGUGGUGGAUUUGGCAAGGAUAUUGUACCACAGAUGUGUGUGCAGGUUUCAAAAUAUGUACGAUUUCGACGAACAAACUACGCUCAGUUGCAUCGAUGUUUUUCGCACCUGUCUCACUCUAUUGCUUUCGUCUACCUACUCUUUGAAGAUGGAGUUUUUCUUGCCUACUAUUACGGGGCUCUCGGAAUCCUCACCAUCAGAAGCCAUAGCUGCCAUACUGGAACAGAUCAGCUCAGCGCUGACGGAGACAGACGCCGGAGACGAGAGCGACGCGCCGGCCGAUAGAGUUGUAUCGGCACUUAUACAGACGGCUACUGUACUACUAAACGCACGUGUGCCGUGCUGUGCUCAACUUACCACUGUUAUAGUAAAACUCGAAGACUACAUACGCAGGACAAAGCAGGACAGUUUGUCGUUGAUCCCGGCGCUGUUGACGGCCGGCUGCAGGGACCAGCAGGAGUCGCAGCUGCUGGACGACUUGCUGUUGAAGUUCACCACUGCGUUGGGAUUGAUCGAUGAAGAAGGCACAACGAUAGAAGAGGAUUCAUCUACCUUCCCCACCAUCGAUUCUAGAACGGGGCACACUGUGCUCGCCCACGUGUGCUCACAUCUCGGCGACCGGUUCAAGUACGCAGAGCAUUUAUUGCACAGGGCGAGGGACCUCACUGCUGCCUUUGCAACCGCCACGAGGAAUAAUCAAAAUAGAAUUGAUAAAGAAGUGAAGGAGGUGUACAAGUCGCUGGUGAUCCAGCUGUGCCAGCUGUCGGGCUGGGUGUGCGGCGUGUGUCGCGUGCGCGUGUCGGCGGGCGGCGGCGGCGGCGGCGCGCUGGGCGCGUGCGUGCGGCUGUACGCGCUGCUCGCCGCGCUCGCCAGGCACCUGCAGCCGCGCACCGCCGCGCUCGUCAGAUUUGAGCGUCUGUUGAAACUUAGCGGUAAAAAACUGUCCUCAGUGACGGACAACUUAAUAACGUAUCUAGAAGCGUCGCAACAGCAACAGAAAGCGAGCAAAGUGCUGCGCGACACCAAGCUCAUACCGCGCCUGGUGUUAGAAGCAGAGCAAUUUAGCAAAAACGUCAUAUUGCUCGCCAAUAAAGGAAAGUUUAAUUGGCAACAAUAUUUAUCUCUGGGUACAGCGCGAGAUUUCAGAAUCAAAGGUCCCGUGUUACAAGAGGUACUAAACGCUAGGGAAGCAAGAAUAGAAGACGCCGACGAAACUAGAGAUGAAGAUGACCGUGAAGUCAACGAUCAAGUUGCGUUGUUAACUCCAAUACAAACGUUGCACGUCGGAGAAAAGGCCGGCGACAAACACAAAAGCAAGAAAAGAAGAAUCCAAUGAUUGGUUAUUUUCUAUUACCUACAAUAUAUAAUUAUUUGUUAA
Manduca sexta (tobacco hornworm) is the source of this 4317-nucleotide messenger RNA. RefSeq names its product Fanconi anemia group I protein homolog (gene FANCI). Gene Ontology annotation, biological process: DNA repair. Gene Ontology annotation, molecular function: DNA polymerase binding. The transcript has 27 exons. The coding region runs from base 250 to 4275 and encodes 1341 amino acids. NCBI's taxonomy places the organism in Eukaryota, Metazoa, Arthropoda, Insecta, Lepidoptera, Sphingidae. The record is from RefSeq and is a predicted model, not a curated record.